Messenger RNA from Schistocerca serialis cubense, 9543 nucleotides. RefSeq lists its product as uncharacterized. The transcript has 12 exons. The coding region runs from base 143 to 4018 and encodes 1291 amino acids. The record is from RefSeq and is a predicted model, not a curated record. Gene Ontology annotation, molecular function: protein binding. NCBI's taxonomy places the organism in Eukaryota, Metazoa, Arthropoda, Insecta, Orthoptera, Acrididae.
GCAGUGUCCGGGGGGCCGAGCCUCGUGGCCGGACAGCGCACAGCGCUUCGCUCGAACGCAAGACGCACGAAACUCCGUCAGCGGGGGAUGGCGGGCGAGAGGCGCCGCCCACAGCCGCAGCCGUGAGGGAGGCGACGCCGCCAUGGGCAACGCCCAGGUGAAGGCUUCCGCCAGCUUCGCCGGCAAGCAGCGCGGAAAGCUCUCCAAGAGCGUCCACUGGAGCCAUGCAGAGCGGCCGCCGCCUCCAGGGAAGCCCCGCCUGGUGCCGGGGACUCCCCACUCGCAGGCUGGCGUCGUCACCAUCCGCUGGGACCCGCCGCCGCGGCACGGCGGGGCGCCUGUCACGGGCUACCUGGUGGAGCACCGGCGCGCGGGCACGCCGCACUGGGUGCGCUCGACGCCUGCGCCGACGCUGCGGCCCGAAGCGGCGCUGUCGGGCCUGGAGCCCGGCUGGCGCUACCAGUUCCGCGUCAGCGCCGAGAGCGCCGCUGGCCGCUCAGAGCCCGGGGAGCUGUCGGAGCCGCUCACCGUGACGCUGGACCGGCCGCAGGCUCAGCCACCGCUCUUCACCACCGAGCUGCGCGACGCCGUCGCCCUCGAGAACGACAAGGUGGAGUUCGUGGUGCAGUUCCGCGGCACGCCAGCGCCAGCCAUCUCGUGGUUCAAGGACGGCUUCGAGAUCUUCAGCAGCCGGCGCAUGAAGGUGGUCACGGAGGCGGAGCAGAGCUCGCUGGUCAUCUUCCAGGCGGCCUUCAGCGACGAGGGCGAAUUCAAGUGCGCCGCCACCAACCGCGUGGGCCAUGCAGUCACCCGCUGCAAGCUGCGCCUCGAAGCGCCGCCGCGCAUCCGGCUGCCGCGGCAGUACGAGGACGGGCUGCUGUUCGAGCGCGACGAGGUGAUCCGGCUGAAGGUGUCUGUGCUGGGGCGGCCGCUGCCGCGCGUCACCUGGCACCACAACGGCGAGCCCGUCGCCUUCGGCGGCCGCCACGAGGUCGUCAACACGGAGCGCGGCUCGCAGCUGCGUGUCGCCGAGGCGCGACGCUCCGACCGCGGAGAGUACCUCGUGAGGGCGACGUCGCGCCUCGGAGAGGACCACGCCGCCGUCCUCGUCACCGUCACCGAUAUCCCCCACCCCCCAGGGAAAGUUAAAGUGGUGUCUGCUCUUGGACGUUCUGUCACCCUCUCAUGGUCUGAACCUGAUGACGAUGGAGGCUGCAAAAUUGGAAAUUAUAUUGUUGAAUACUACAGAUUAGGCUGGAAUGUGUGGUUAAAGGCAGCCACGUGCCGUCAGCUAAGUACCAUCCUUGGAGAUCUCAUUGAAGGUUCAGAGUAUAAAUUUAGAGUGAAAGCAGAGAACCCUUAUGGAGUGAGUGAGCCAAGUGAAGAAUCAGAUACUGUAUUCAUUCCUGACCCUAAGCGAGGACUGAUGGACCCACCUGCAAAGCGAGCAACACUUGAGAGGGAUGUACCACUAAUACCAGGUGGCAGAGCAACUACAAGUGAGGACCACUUGCCGAUGGUUCCCAGGGAACCAGUAGCUAAGCGAUCAGCCAGUCUCACUAGAGCUGAUGAUCAGAAUAAGCAAACUCUAGUCAUUGAUAUCACAGGUAAACGUGGGAAUCUCAAGGCAAUGUCACCUGCUGGGAAGCCUGAUGUUCCUGAAAAUUUAGGGGAUGCUAUUAGAAGGUCCGAAGUAAAGAAGCCUCCUUCCUCUGCUAUUGAUACGAACAAGGUGAGCUCCGAAAAGCCUAAUGCUCUCAGAAGCAGUGCCACCGGUAGCGGAGCUGCCAAGUCCGAGAACAACAGAGACGGUGACAGUGUUGUGCCAGUGAAACCAGUGCGGACAGCCCACGGAGCGAAGGAAGCGGCCAGAGGUGUGAGUACCUGGGGCAGUGCGGCUGCGGCUGCAGCCCCAGCGGCUGCGGUGCCCGCUGGCAGGGUAGACGACGACUCGCGGCCGCUGACGGUGGUGCAGCACGAAAAUGAGAACGACCGGCUGGCGCGGCGGAGGGAGCUGGUGCGCCGGGGGUCGAGCCAGGGACCGCGCGAGCGGGACGACCGGCUCGUGCACGGCAGCUCGGAGCUCAUGCUGCUGCUGGUGCCACAGGAGGAAGGUCAGAAGGAGCAGCGGACGCCGCGCGACAGCGAGGAGCGGCAGGUGAGGGCGGUGGCGGGGGCGGCGGCCGCGGUGCUGGAGCGGGAGGAGAGCGUGGCGCCGCCCAUGUCGCUGUCGGCGCCCGAGCUGGGCGGCGAGGACCCGGCGGCGGGGGGCGGCGGCGACCCGGGCGGCCCGCUGCGCAACGCCGUCAGCUCGACCGAGCUGCUGCACGACCGCGCCAACGCGCGCUUCUUCCAGGAGGCGGAGCAGCGCCGCAUGCUGCGCGACCGCGAGCGCGCCGAGCAGCAGCAGCGGCAGGCGCGCACCCUGGUGGCCGCGCGCGCGCCGCCCCCGCACCAACAUCCUCUCCACAGGCAGACCACCGACACGUCUGAGGAGGCGAUGGAGGAGGACUCGCUGGAGGAGAGCGACGAGUCGGCGGACGAGCGCGACUUCGAGGCGGAGGAGAACCGCGCGUGGCGCAGCCGCCUGCAGCGCGGGCUCGCCGACCGCCUCGACGACGAGGAGGACACCUACCACCCGCCACGCGUGCUCGCAGCCGCUCCAGCUCCAGCUCCAGUCGCAGUUCCGGCCCCAGCCGCCGCUCCAGCAGACGCCAAGCCGCCACCAGCGGCUCCGGCGCAGACUGCCUGGGAGAGAGUUAACGGUGCACUACCGCAGCAGCAGCAGAAGCAGCCGCCACAAGAAACAGCUCUGCAGAACCGAGAGGCGCAGGCUGCAGCUUCGGAGGACAAAGAGAGGGCGGAGGAAGAGGAGGACGAGAGGGAGGACGAGGAGGCACAGCUGCGCGCCGCGGCGGAGGCGGCCCGCCGGCGCCGGAUCGCCAUGGCGUCGCGCCAGGCGUCGCUGGAGGAGGAGGCGGCGAUGCGGCAGGCGGUGUCCAGCCACUACGGCGAGCUCAUCAGCGACCUGGCGUCGCGGCGCUCGCUGCGCCCGCGCGCCUACGCCGCGCUGCUCGACGCCGACCAGCUCAAGGCGGCCGCCGACGACGCGGAGCGCCGCCAGGCGUCUCCCGUCCCGGAAGAGGACUCCGCCGAGGCCGGGGAGGAUCGCGCGGAGGAGGAGGAGGCGGCGCCGCCCGAGCACGAGCUGAAGGGCAUCCUGAAGAGCGCCAAGGUGGCAGAGCCCGCCACUCCAGCUGUGGCCAGAGCGCCGCCGCGGCGGAUGUCCUCAGAGGAGGAGGAGGGGAGGGAGGAUGAGGAGGAGGAGGAGGAGGUGCAGCAGAGGUUCCGCGAAGACACGCCGGUGGUGCGCGAGCGGCUGGGCGGCGCGAGCCCGCUGCGCUCGCUGGGCCGGUCGCCGCUGCUGCUGCACCAGCUGGGCCGCAGCCGCUCCUCCGAGGACAGCUACAGCUACGACGACGACGAGGACGCGGGCCCGGCGACGGUGCCGGCGCGCUACCACCUGCUGGAGGAGGAGGAGGGCGGCCGCGAGCCGGCGCCCAUGCACCGCGACGACGGCGCGCCGCUGCGCAUCCCGGCGCGCGCGCUGGCGCGCUCCUCGUCGCGCGAGGAGUCGGACGACGCCGACCCGGAGCGGGUGUACCGCGAGCGGCUGGAGCAGCUGCGGCGCGAGCAGCGCGAGUGGGAGGCGCGCCGCCGCCGCGAGGAGCAGCUGUGGCAGCUGCGCCGCCGCCAGCUGCAGCUGCUGCAGCCGCAGGCGCCGCCGCCGCCCGAGGUGGUGCGCCGGCGCGUGCGCUCGUGGUUCGAGUUCCUGAGCGACGCGGCGCUGCUGGGCGUCGCCUGCUGGCUCUACCUGUUCGUGGACGAGCUGCUGGUGGUGCCGCUGCUCGUGUUCCUCGUCUACGGCCAGCUCAGCGCCGCCGUCCGCCGCCGGCUGCCGCGCCUGCCGCGGCUCCCCUUCCGCCGGCGGCAGCCCGCACCGCCUCAGGACCAGUAGCUCUCCUACAGACCGACACCUCUGUCCGACGUGUUCCGGGAUCGAGAGUUCUGAAUCCGCUCUAUUUAUUCGUCAAGAUGGUUCAAGUUUAAUUACACAGUUGUCGAACUUUUUGGGGCCGCUUGUUGACCUGUCACCUGUCGGCUAUCGCCACUGGAUCUCCCUCCGAGGUUUGCCUAGCGAUUCGUCGGACGUUUCACCGGGCAUUCUCAAAGAAUCGACCUCCACUGCUACUUUUGUAUGUCCAUCCUUUUAGCAGGAGGUCACUGCGACGACGGCCGUUUACUGUCGUGACAAAAAAUAAAAACACCUACAGCCAUCCUUAUGAUUUCAAUUUAUACUGGAACAAAUAAGCCCUCGGUCACAAAUAUUAAGUCAAAAUUGACCUGGUUUCGACGCUACUAUGAGCGUCGUCUUCAGAAUUAGACUAACUGUUCUAAAACAUACUAGGUAUAUAGUACAUUAAUAAAAUUAAAGUUUUUACUGACUGGAUAAGAUGCAGUACUUACAAGUCACAUAUUAAGAAAGAUCUGAGCCGGAAAGGCGACGUCAUGAACAGUUGUGAGAUGGCGAGCCGCUAAGGGCUGCUCGUACUGUGAACAAGGUUGCAACGAGACUCUUUUAUUAAUGUACUAUAUACCUAAUAUGUUUUAGUACAGUUAGCCUAAUUCUGAAGACGACGCUCAUAGUAGCGUGGAAACCAGGUCAAUUUUGACUUAAUAUUUGUGAUCGAGGGCUUAUUUGUUCCAAUAUAAUUCUGACACGGUCACUGAACCUUAGCAGCUAUGUUCAAAGUUUUAGAUUUCAAUUUAUUUUGUCGCUACCAGUUUCAACACUUUAUUGCGUCAUUCUCAGCCUGUCUUUGAUGCGGUACAGGUUGAUAUGAUCCCCGUGCAUAACGCAUCAGUUGCCAGCAUUACUCGAUACGAAGAUAAUGUGUUGAUGGUUGGAGUGCUGACACAUUAUCUGUGUAUCCAGUAAUGGUGGCAACUGAUGGGUUAUGCAUGGGGAUCAUAUCAACCUGUACCGCGUCAAAGACAGCCUGAAGAUGAGGCAAUGAAGUGUUGAAACUGGUAGCGACAAAAUAAACUGAAAUCGUAAGGACGGCUGUAGGUGUUUUUAUUUUUUGUCCAUUGCUACUGGCGAUGACAGGCUCGACUCCAGUCCACCACCAACAAUGGAGGUUGCAUCUUUCAGACUUCCAUCAUCUUAGCUGGCGUAACGUCAGGAAAAUCAUUAAUCAAACUUCGGACGAAGAUCCAGAGAUGAAAGCAAAUAGGCAGUAUAAAAGUUUAGUUAUUUUGCCUCGUGAAAUAUAACUGGGAUAUGAAUAAUCUAUGUAGAAAUGGAAACAGUGACUUCUACAGACUACAAGCACGGCUUAUAGUCCAUUCAAACCGUUUCCCAUCGCUGCACCGAACAUCAGCAGCACAUCAGCCACAGAAGUCUAGCGAAAUCUGCUGUCGGAAAACACAGUCUUACGGAUAAGCUCAAAAUUUUGUGUCAGCAGACACGCGUUCUCCACACACUCCAACCGACUGUCACUUCAUAAUCAGAAAGGGUGUGCCUCAGCUACAUUAAUGAAGGCACAGGAUUCACAUUGAGCACUGUCUGGAAGUGGGCACCAGACAAUGAAUGUCUGUGUGAUAAUUUUUCUUCUUUUAACUCUACACCCAAGGAGUAGAGCGGUCUCUUUGACAUGGGCCUGAUACGUAUUCACAGUUCUUUUCAGCAAACAUCCCAGAAGGAUGCAAAUGUAGCAGCCGGAAUCCCCACUGGGGACAAUUGGGAGGGCACUUCAACUUCUCGCAUUCGCCUAGUAACCAAGUGAAACCUUCAGAAAACCUUGACCAGAACCAGGGAAUUAAAACUCUUUUAACUUACUCAAAAUGAAAAUUUAGCUACUGUUUAUUGUCACAUAUGUAUUUUUAGUGUGCAUGUGUGCCACUGCAUAUGUCUUUAUUGUUGUAUGUUUGUUUUUGGUGCGUGUAUGUGACACUAUACGUGUGAGACUGUGUAGCAUGCUGUCCCAUAUCAUUCGUCGUCAUGGAGAGAAAGACGCUAUUGAGUGACAUUUCAUCGUUGGCGUCAAUAGAAUCUUUGACCGUAGUGGACACUACUAAUUCUGUUAGUUUUUCGGCAGCCAUUGAUUUUACCAAUAAAGACAGAAGUGGUUAUUGUCAAACGCUCAGAUUUUCAUAGUUAAUUAAUGCAGCAAGCACAUCGAGAACAGUAUAUGCACGUUAUGAAUUACGUAGAUUAUUUAUAUCCAAUUUAUAUUUCAUAAAAUAAAAGUGUUUAACUGGGGCUCAUCGUCUUAAAUAACCCUGUGACAAUUCCAGCCUUUUGUAAAACUUUUCCUCGAAUGCCGAGGGUCAUAAGCAGUUACUAAGUCCCCGUUAUACAGCGCACGAACUUCCUUUUUUUAAACAUUUGUCAUCUAAUUAUGGCCCAUGACCUAGAAACAAAAAUGGACCAUAGAAUGGUUUACUUGAUAUACAACUAACUAACUACUUCAGUGAAUAUUUGAUUACAGUUUUAAACCAUAAUACAUUACGAAUUAUUGUAUGGCCACUUAGCAUGAACAGGUAAAUCUUAUCCAAUAUUUCCAUUCUUGUCACAGAGAAAGCAGGCCUACUGACUUCUUUUUUAUUUAACUGGAAACAACCUCACCAACAACAAAACCAUUCGUCAAGAAACAAACAUUCUUGUAAUAAGCACUCUAAAGUAUGAUAUUACACCGCAACAACUUUAAACCAGCGUGCCGUACCUGUUUACGGUGGGGACGAUCACUCAGUUGUCCGUGAAUCGUGCAACACGGAUUUGGUAACUGCUUAGGUCCAUCAGCUGCAGCGCCUUUGUAAGCUGUCUGUCGAAACACUGAGCAAAAAAUAAAAUCGUCGAGAGACUGGACACUCAAAAAAUGUACCUCAACUUUCAGACAUCCGCUGUGUCUUGCAGCACCAAAUUUCUAAAUAAUAAUAAUAAUAGAAACAGAUCUCUGUAAUGUCAGUUAUUCUCGAAUUUUCCUGCGUUACUUGGAUUUGUACUUCUGAAAUAUUUUCUUGCAUGUCUGAAACACUUUCUCAUUUAUGCAUGUGGUAGGCAAAAUUCUAAAACAGAGAAAAAAUUUUCUUGAAUUUCUUUUUCGUGAUAAUGUGUAUUUAGUACUCUUUGUAUCCUGAAUACGUGGACUCUAAUGAGCUGCAAACACCCAUUGACCAUAAAGUUAUGUGUAGAUUUCAUAUGUACAGUUAUAUCAAGAAAUCACUGGUUAUUUCAUCCUCCCCUAAAUAUCAGUGUUUUUCUAACGGAAUUAUUAAUUAUUCACUCUGUCAGAAACAAAGCCUAGAGCGAGAGAGGCAUCGUAUCGAAUUCUGUAAGUUCAGUUUUUUUUUCUUUUUUCUCUGCCAUGUUUAUCACAUUACAUUUGUAAAAGUGAUCCAUUUACAUUUUAAAGCAAAUUACAGUUACUCCAUAAAUUAUGAACACCGGAGGCCACUGUGCAACUGGACUGAGACAGGGUCAUUCAGUUCAGAUUUAAUCGAAAACUGUAUUGCUAUCGGCAGUUUUUGGAGAUGUUCUGACUCUUCCAGAUACAUAGGGAAACAAUAUUACAGUUCUCAGAGCUUUCCCGGUACGUGGCUACUGGUGUUAGCGUUCACAGUGAAUUUUAAUUCUGGGUGGCGAAAUACGAAUUCCUCCGCGUAUGUAGAGCUGCCAGAACGUCAUGAGGGAUGCAGUUCUCUGUUAUUCACAGCUGUCGAAUGACCCGAGUAGCUGUCGUCUGUACAUUUUAAGCCAACCUUGUAGUAUACCUACACCUCCUCAUCUAGCCAUUGUACUUCAGGAUCUCCCUAAUUGGUUUCCGUCGUUAACUGAUGUCAUACUGACAGCCCUGGACGGCCCCGUGUAGCACAGUACACCCACCCACGUGUGUCAUCAUUUGUGUGUUUUGUAUAACGUAACUGAUAACGUGGUUACUUCCGUUUUUGGAAUUGGUGAUAGCUCUAAAAACAGUUCUCUGUCCCUUUGGUGGCUAAAUCAAAGGAAUCCAAACACUGCCGCAAAUGACGAUUUCCGUCCUACUUUUUUUUCCUUUUUUGUUUAUCAUUAGUAGAAUAUCGUACUUUCCCGGUUGAUGUCAUGUGAAACUGCUCAUUGUUGUAGCACGGCAGCUAACACUUUACAGACGUUCUGUCCAAGAAAUGUACACUGAACGAUUUGCGGUAGAAACGUGUCAUUUGUAUCAUCCACACACUGUAACAAAAAGAACAAAUCUAGCGUUUUAGCAAGAGAAUAUUAUAUUGGGAGAAGGACGAUGGAGUAGCCUAUUCUUGUUGAGACCUGAUUAAGACUUUACUACCAGAAGUAAACUUUUUAAUGUCACUUGGAAUAAACCGUAAUAUUCCCCUUCUCGUGUAUUGUAACGACAUUUAGUCUGAUGAAAUUUAUUGUGCUACUUCAUUAUUUUGGCGGGCAGAAUAAUCAGAUACAUAAGUAACUAAAGGGGGGCGAGAUAGGUGAAAGGGGAGGUGGGAGAGAGAAAUCAGGAAUCACCGAGAGUUUGCGCAACAGUAACAGUUCUUAACACCGAAGAACCAAGAUAUCAGCGAUUGUGAGCUUAAUUGCUGACUGCUCCUUUGUUCCGGGAGUGAUCUGCACACAUCGAUCGGCGAUUCCGCUUGGCCAGACUCGCGCGACCGUGCAUCCUUUCUUUCGUGUGUGCCUGCUUUCUUCUGCAGACAACAGCUUGAAUGGCCGUUGUCAUCUCCACGGUCUAAUUAAAGAGGGAACCUGCAGCCAGCGUUCAGCACAACAGAAAUAAAUACCUGUGCCCUCACUCAGAGUCGGCUAUCUUUAGCACGGUCCGCGGCGACUAAUCCCCUCGAGAUUGCUGCAGCUCGCUCCGAACGCUGGUCCUAGGAACACGGUUCGCACCUCGCUCGCUAUGUCAGCACUAAAACGUGACAAGACGUUUCUCUCCCAUUUCAUCCCAGCGAAUAUCUAUCUGUUUGGAUGGAGGCAAAAGAUCUCUACGCUGUGAGCAAACACAAUCUCGUCGUUAUUCGUAGCUGGAAACGAAGCAGCGAAAUACGUAAAACUGACUUUUCAGUUACGUGUUCAGCGUCGUAACUUCUCCCUCCUUCUUGCUAAAACUUGCGUGGCUAUUCUGUGCUAACCGCUCCACACUGUGUGCUGCACGAUAUAGAUAACUACAAAUGAACGAUAACGGGAAACGCUGGUAGCUGCCUGGAUCGCAAGUACCACGCUUCUGUCGCAGUUUCUAUGACAUCUUACGGUCGCGAAAGGUAAACAUGGCACCUCUAACAUUUGUAAAUCGUUAGUUAGUUCACUGUUUACAUUACCUGCUCUUGUAAUGAAAGACAUCCUUAGUGCUUAAUUCCUUCAGAAAAUAGUUUCUUCAUCAAGGAAUGAGGAAGGCUUGUCAAACUGUCUGCAAGUAUGUGCAUGACAUUUGUAAAUUAUUUGUCUUGUUUGUAAAAUAAAUUACUAGAAAAGUA